Molecule: messenger RNA, 1308 nt
Organism: Colletotrichum abscissum
Lineage: Eukaryota; Fungi; Ascomycota; Sordariomycetes; Glomerellales; Glomerellaceae
Exons: 5
Coding region: 1-1308 (435 amino acids)
Source: RefSeq, a predicted model, not a curated record
AUGGUCCUGUCAACCUGCAUCAUACUGCAGGUCGAGGGCGUCUUUUGCUGGCGCCGGUCGAUCGCGGUUGGCAUCACUGCACUACACUACACUGCUGCACUGCUGCACUGCAUUCACAAUGCACCACUCGCAACUGGGACAAGCCACAUAUUCCAGCGUCACAUCGCUGGCUCGUCUUCGACUAUUUCCUCCCACACUGUGUCGUACCUGACGUCUCUUUCGUCCGGUAUUGUCCCUGUUCCUGGCGAUCCAUGCUCCCCCUCCUCGCCCUCCUCGCCCGACAUUCACGCUUUCCCCUCGCCCCCAAGACGCGCCCUCCUCACACAAGCCGUGUCAGUCACGCAGCACAGAGACACCUGCCAGACGAUAGCUGAUCCACAGACUUCUGCAGCCGGUAGUAUGCGACUGGCGGUCAAGAGUCCGCUCAGACGCCGCCGUCCCGGCUUUGUGAGCCUCCAGCUCGGAAUGGGUCCAUCACGAAUUCAAGCUGGAGACAAGACUACAUACUUUGAACCUCACUUUGACCCGCUUUCCCGAGCGGCGUGCCCACUAUGCACACCCAGGCAGACGGUUCACGGCUCUUGGAACUACGCAAUUCUCUUGGCCGCCAAACUGCUCGCCCGAGGGAGCCCCGACCGUCCACUUAUCCGCGGGGCAGAUCUCGACGCCCAUCUCCACGUCACCUUUGCGCCCGCUCGGUUCUUCAUUCGAGCGAUGGGGGUGAUGGCUUUUAUGACAUGGUCGAUGCUCUUGGGGAGAUUCUUGUCAUUUCGAGGCCAUCCCGCCGGGGACGCCAACGGCACGGGGUUUGCGCCUCCAGAGGUCGUCCCCUUUCUCGGACCAUCAAGACCAAGCCAGUUCCAGAGAGCCUCCACCCAUAACUCAAGAUACGUCGGUUGCCUUCUGGAACCACUGACUACCUUCAAGCUCCAAGCCAUCCGGCCGUCCUACGGUGACCCAUUCGACAUUGGUGGAGGAGCUCCAUCGGCCAGCGACGGAGGACGAAUAUUCUACAUUCGGGAGAAGCACAUCCACGAAGUUCGGCCACAGAGCAGCUGGCAGAUGGAUUGCGACGAAAUGUUCCGCCCAAGCGCUCAUUGGCGCUCGCUGCCGCCGGCAUCGUUCCUCGAAGGCGUGGCGCCGUCGAAUGGAGCUCAAGCGAUCGGAAUGUCCCAUGCUCGCGCACGCGUCGGCGUAUCACUAAGACAGACGGACUCCGUGAAGGCGGCUACAAAUCUACCAUACACCAUCAGGAAGCCCGAAAUAGCAAUGGGAUCCUCCGCUCGUCCAAAGUUCAAGGUCAAAUAA